UUAAUUGCAGUCAUAUUACAGAAAAGACCCAAAAGCUCUUGCUUUGGGAGAGAAACUCCUGGUAGAUGCCCAUGAGCAAAGGAACUGGCAGAGCCUGUGAACCUCUCCAAGUAUGAACUCUGUAUUUGGGACAGUUCCCACACUCUGGGAAGGCAGGGAAUUUCCUGCAGGUGCAGAGGUGAUGGUACCACAGGGCAGGUCAGUGUCCUUCACACUGCAAAGGGGACAGGAGGUCCUUGUUUUCUCUUUCAUCUCUUUUGAUAAUUUCUGUAGAGACUAGUAAAGAGUUGAAGGUGAAAACAGAGCUGGUUAUCAUAUGUCAACAACUCCAGACUGUCAAUUGGGGCUCUUCAGAGAAGAAUACAAACAGCUCCUAGGAUUGGUCCAGAGUGCUUCCUUCAAUCUGGUAAUUUCUGCUUCCUCCCAUCAAGCAGGAGAGCUCUGGGAUUGCUGGGAUUUGGCUGCUCUCCUGCCUUUUACAGGAAAGAGGAGGAGGAUGCAUUUUCCCCAUAUCUCUGAUGUCUCUCUGUUGAGCUGUACUGCUGAACUCAAGGGUUCCAGAGUUUUGCAGGAGCAGCCUGUGGAUGAAGCUGACUCAUUUGCAGGCUCUCUUGCACUUGGCAUCUGCUCUCCAAAAGUCAUGGUUUACAGUCUGUGCUGAUACCCAAGAGCAAGCAGAAUUUUAUUUGCCCUCCUUUGGCUGAGUCAGGGAAAUGAGAGCUGGUGUAAUAUCAGACCACUGGUCUUGUUUUAUCACCAGCAGCACCAGAUGCUUUGUAGGAAGAGGUGAAGGGUGAAUUACUUGUUUUUUCUGUAACAAAGGUGAAUACAGAGAUUAUUUAUAAAUCCUUUGGACCCUUUCUUUCUAGAGGUCUCUUAAUACAUUCUCUCAGAUCAGAUUCAUACACUUGCUGCUGGCUGUAGGCAGGAGGGAGACCAGCCUUAUGUGAUUUCCAGCAUGAUGCUGCUGAUAAGGAACAUAUCUUGUGUCUGCCUCCUUUACUCCACUCCUGACCCCCUGUCUUGGUUUUGGAACACCCCCAGUGCUUCCAACAGGCUGCUUGCUAUGUUUUAUCUCACACCUUUCACUUCUGCCACUGUUGAAGUGAUACAGAAAUGCUGAAGCACAUGUGAAUGUCAGACCAGAAUUUGAGGAGCUCAGACUUGAUGGCAGCUGAGAAUUUUGCUUUAAUGCAUUUGAAGAAAUUUUGUGAGUUAGUGCUUUGAGAGGAGUCAGUGACUCUGGGUUAUGAGCAUGAGAUAUCCUUCUUAACCUCUAAUUUCAGUGCUGCUCAUGCUUUCAUUUGAAAAUGCGAAUGCUUGAAACCUCUGAGAGCAAGCUGUGUUCACAGUGUGAAAUACAGCAGUAUUUUCUCAGUAUUUUCAAGCAUGUGGCUUUGUAAUGAUAUCUUUUACUGCUCUUGGAUGCACUUUCAUUCUCAUGUUUGGGGGUAGGGAGGAAGCCAAGCCACAAAACCUUCAGCUUUGUGCCUUCUUGCAUUUAGUGUAAAAGUCAGGUUCUCAAAAGUCAGUGAACCCCUUUGGCAAUUCAGGUCUUGAAAAUAUUGACACAGUAAGCCCAGAGAGCCUGAUCUGUGUAGUGCUUUGCCAAGACAUGACAGUGUAAGAUAUUUCCCUUUUCACUGGCAAUGCAGUGUUUGCAAGUACCUGUUUGAAGGCCAGCUGAGGAGAGCAGGAGACUGUUUCAGCUGGACACUUUGGAUGCUGAUUGAAUUUUCUCAAUCUGAAUUUCGUAGUAUUUCUUCCCCUCUCCAGUCUCUUUUUUGUUGUUUAUUUUUCCCAGUGCUGAGCCUGCUUGGCUCCCAGUGCCCCCUGAGAUGGUGCUGGAGGGAAGAGCUCUUGUGCAACCAGAUCAACAGCUGCUCCCUGCCUGCUCCAGCCCUUCGUGGGCAGGGAUUUUAGGGAUGGGUUCUGCUGACACUGGAGAUUAUUUGGCUUGAGGGAGAUGUGAGUGUGGCUGGCCCCAUUAAGAGUUUAACAAACAGCCUGAGGGUUCCUCCUUACCCUCACCCUGGUGAGCUGUGACUGGGACUUCUCCAGUCACCUUUUCAACCAGCAAGUGGCUGUGGGUGGCUGCACUGGCUUUUACUGCUCUUCCUGGAGCAUUCAUCCUUCCCUUGCUUUAGGGAGAGUUUUUUCUACCUUUUAUUUUAUAGAGCCUGUGUUUAUAAAAGCCUUUCUUCAGAGCUUUCUUUCAUGUCCUCGUUUAUCUACAUGCUUUGCCCAAGAGUUUUCUAGCAAUAAAAGGUAGUUCAGUUUAGCACUUGUCCUCCCUCCUCCUCAAGCAGCCUCACAGCCUUGAUGUGAGUUGCCCAAGAGCUUGGUGAGGAGGGAUGUCUGAACAGAGCCUGUGGGAGUUCACACAACCCUCCCUCUGCUGAAAAGCAGUGGGGAGAAAAGGGUCAGGUCAUGUCUCUUGGAACAGUACUCCCCCUACGGUAAAAUCUAGUUUUUUGUUCUCUGGACACUGCCUUUCACUCCAUGUAGGUGGUAACUCCAUGCUCAGGCUUGCUUCUUGUGGGCAGGAAAGCAAAUUAUUUGUGGCAGUAACACCAAGUCUUUGCAGAAUAUUGAUCCUGUAGUAGAUGGGUGUUUAGGCUGAGCUAUUUUUUCUCUUUAAGGCAGAGAUUUCCCUGUUAUACACUGAAUUAUACUGUGCUAUACAUCCCACAAGUGUCCCUUAGCCCUGUCCCUCCUGGGUUCUCUCCUGAUGUUGGAAUGGAGGAGCUGAAGUCGUGGAGGAAGGCAGAGAGGGAAUGAGGAGGGACAGAGAACAUGGGGAGCUGCCUGGGUGGUGGGAGGUGGCUGCUGGAGCAGGGAGAGGCUUGUAGGAGAUGGAGAGAAAAGCCAGGCUAGGAACCGCAGCACUCAGAUGGUCAGGAGCUGUGGUUUGAGGGAAGAUUGCUGCAUUUCCACCGAUGAUCAGACCUCAGGGAAAGCCUCAAUGAUUUUUAAGUUAUUUUCCCUAUUGCUCUGACCAUGUCUUCUCAUUGCUGCUUCUCUUGACUCAUUGGCCUCCCCCCUUGGCCCCCAGCACAACAUCUCCUGCCUGGUUUGCACUUCUCAAUCCCAUCCCUGCUUUUCUCCUCCCCACUUGUCCCACAUUUGCAGGGGGCCAUCUCCUCCCUGCUGUGGUAUUGCCUCUGCACUUCUUCCCCCUCAUCUCUCUGGUAGCUCCUGGUUUUAUUGAUGUUGUUUCAGUCCCAUAAACUCUUUGCAUUCCAGCUGUCAGAGAUAGAACAUGUACAGUUGCUUGCUGCUGUAAUCACAGACCAUUUCUUUGCAGACGUCUCAGCUUCUCUGAACUCUUCUAAACAGCUUUCAUUCUGCAGGAUUAGACUCUUCUCUGCUGAUUGUUUUGGAGACUGACCUCUUUAAUUCUCUCAUUCUCAUUUGUUUGCUCUUUUCAGAUAGUUUGGAGAAUUUAUCUACAAAGACGUUUGGUUGUGUUACUUCAUUGCUAUUUAUACUUUUUAAUGUUGCAGAAGGACCAAACCCAGUCCCUCUCUCAGUGAACUGCAGAGCCCAUAUUCUGUCCAGGCAUGCUGACAUGUCUGUGUGGUUUUCAGUGCAGGUGACCAACAGCUACAUCCAGGGGCCCACAGACACUCCCCUUCUUGACAAAACCAUGGGCCAGUGCCUGGAGGAGACGGUGGAGCGCUUUCCUGACCGCGAGGCCGUGGUCUUCUGCUGGGAUGGGGUUCGGAAGACGUUUGCUCAGCUCAAAGAGGAGGUGGACCAAGCAGCAGCUGGACUUCUGGCCCUUGGUCUGAGGAAGGGAGACCGGCUGGGAAUGUGGGGACCCAAUAAAUACGAGUGGGUUCUCAUGCAGUUUGCAACUGCCCAGGCAGGAAUCAUCCUGGUAUCUGUGAAUCCAGCCUACCAGGCCUCUGAGCUGGAGUUCGUGCUCAGGCAGGUUGGCUGUAAGGCACUGGUGUUUCCCACUCAAUUUAAAACACAGAAAUACUAUGAUAUUCUAAAGCAGUCAUGUCCUGAGCUAGAAAAAUCCAGUCCAGGGGGAAUAAAGAGCAAAAGGCUACCUGACUUAUCCAUUGUUAUCAUGUGCGACUCUAAGCUGCCUGGCACCUUCCACAUGCACGAAGUGAUGCAGGCUGGGGACAGCAGCCAUGUGAAGCAGCUCAGGGCUGUGCAGCAGUCCCUGUCCUGCAAUGAGCCCAUCAACAUCCAGUUCACUUCAGGGACAACGGGAAGUCCCAAAGGAGCCACCCUGUCCCACAGGAACAUUGUGAAUAAUGCCUACCUGGUUGGUCUGAGGCUGGGCAUCACAGACCAGGAGAGUCGCUGUGGGCUCCCUGCACCUCUCUACCACUGCCUGGCAUCAGUGGGAGGCUGCAUGGUGAUGGCUCUGCAUGGCACCUCCUGCAUCUUCCCAUCGCCCAGCUUCGAGGGCAAGGCUGCGCUGGAGGCCGUGUCUCGAGAGAAAUGCUCCUUCAUCCUUGGCACACCCACCAUGUACAUAGAUAUGCUCUCCCAGCCAGACUUUGACUCCUAUGACCUGUCAACUCUCCGGGGAGGAAUUAUUGCAGGUUCUCCUGUUCCCCCUGAGAUCAUGAAGACAAUUAUGACCAAGAUGCACAUGCCAGAGCUUGUGGUUGCCUAUGGGACCACAGAAAACAGCCCUGUCACCUUCAUGGGGUUCCCCAAUGACAGCAUCGACCGAAAAACGGAGACAGUGGGAUACAUCUUUCCCCACACAGAGGCAAAAAUUGAGGAUCCAGAAACAGGGAAAUCUGUGCCUCUGAACACUCCUGGGGAGCUUCAGAUCCGUGGCUACUGUGUCAUGCUGGGCUACUGGAAUGACCCUGCCAAGACAAGUGAAGUGAUCACUGCUGAGAGGUGGUACAAGACAGGGGACAUUGGGAGCCUGGAUGAGCAUGGCUACUGCAAAAUUGUAGGACGUUGCAAGGACAUGAUUAUUCGGGGAGGAGAGAACAUCUAUCCAGCAGAACUUGAGCAGUUCCUCCACACCCAUCCCAAGGUUGAGGAGGUCCAGGUGGUUGGUGUGAAGGAUUCGAGGAUGGGAGAAGAGAUCUGUGCCUGCAUCCGACUGCGGGCUGGGCAGGACUGCACCGAGGAAGAGAUUAAAGCUUUCUGCAAAGGGAAGAUCUCGCAUUUCAAGAUCCCGCAUUAUGUUGUGUUUGUGAGGCAGUACCCACUCACUGUCUCAGGCAAGAUUCAGAAAUACAUGUUGAGAGAGCAGAUGGAGAAGCACCUGCGGCUCUGAGAUUCGGAAGGCAGAGCAAAAUCCAGGAUAAAUCAGCCCCAUUUCAUUCAGCUCUGAGUCUGCUUUUCCCCUUUGCCUUGGGCUAAGCAGUGGAGACUUUCCUCCUGACAUCAGGCUGAUGGCACUUUUAGUCAAUAAAACAAAGCGCCUUUUUUCCCA
Cyanistes caeruleus (blue tit) is the source of this 5425-nucleotide messenger RNA. RefSeq names its product acyl-CoA synthetase family member 2 (gene ACSF2). Gene Ontology annotation, molecular function: medium-chain fatty acid-CoA ligase activity. The record is from RefSeq and is a predicted model, not a curated record. NCBI's taxonomy places the organism in Eukaryota, Metazoa, Chordata, Aves, Passeriformes, Paridae. Gene Ontology annotation, biological process: fatty acid metabolic process.